CCGAGAUGAAGUGAAGUAGAGCGACGGCAAGAAGGCAAGGGUUGACAAUCUGCGUCUGUAAAACAAAGUCCCCACUUAGACAGGCUAUGUUGACACGACGCAUUUGGACCCUGGGAUGUUUAAGGACACGGAAUCUACGGAGUUUUCCUUUUGUGCAAAUCUAUGUAGGACGUGGCGUCUGCGACUGCACUGAAGUAGCCUAAAUUUAUCUGCGGCAAAAGACUUUUUUUUUAACACGCGCAAAAAAAAAGACAACAACUGCAACCUGGACUACUAUUGUAAAACAGGAAUGGUUUAUCCUCCCGAAGGUUUAUUCUACAUCGAAAUGGAUCAAGCACCACCAGCUCUCCCUCCCAGGUCAACAAAGCCAGUGUCUUCCAGCAUGAACAACAACUGUCCUUCACCGCCUGCGUAUUCGCUGGAGGACGCUGAAUGGUACUGGGGAGACGUAACUAGGGAUGAAGUAAACGAGAAGCUCCGUGACACACCUGACGGCUCCUUUCUGGUGCGUGACGCAUCCACAAAGCUGCAAGGAGACUUUACGCUAACAUUAAGGAAAGACGGGCACAACAAGCUGAUCAAGAUUUACCACCGUGAUGGGAAGUACGGCUUCUCAGACCCCCUCACGUUUACUUCAGUGGUGGAGCUCAUCUGGCACUAUCAGCACCAUCCAUUGGUGGAAUAUAACGCCACACUGGACCUGAUGCUCACCCACCCAGUGUCUCGCUUCCAGCAGGUGAAAGAGGACAAUGUCGAUGUUGCUGGAAGAAAACUAAAGGAAGUCCACUGUCAGUACCAAGAGAAAUCAAAAGAGUUUGAUCGUCUAUACGAAGCCUUCACAAAGACUUCACAGGAGAUCCAGAUGAAGCGUACGGCAAUAGAGGCCUUUAAUGAGACGAUGCUGAUCUUCGAGGAGCAGUGUCGCGAGCAGGAGCGUUACGGAGAGGAGUUUGAGAGGAGUAGUCUUUCGGAGGGCGCCGACAAAGAUCUGGAGAGCUUUCUGAUAAAUUAUGAGAAGCUGAAGUGCCGUCUGGGGGAGAUCUAUGACAGCAAAAUCCACCUGGAGGAAGACUUGAGGACGCAGGUGGAGGACUACAGAGAGACGGACAGGAAAAUGAACAGCUUGCGGCCAGAUCUCAUCGAGCUACGCAACAUCAGAGACCAAUAUCUGAACUGGCUUAAUCACAAAGGCGUACGACAGAAACGCAUAAAUGACUGGCUGGGGAUACACAGUGACAGCCUUGACGACACAUACGUGUUGAAGGGAGACGAGAAGAAUUUGCCACAUCAGGACGAGACGAGUUGGUUUGUUGGUGAACUGAGUCGGACGCAGGCUGAGGAGAUGCUUCAAGGCAAAGAUCCUGGAACAUUCCUGAUCCGUGAAAGCAGCAAACAGGGAUGCUACGCCUGCUCUGUUGUAGUGAAUGAAGAAGUCAAGCAUUGCAUGAUCUACAGCACACCGCACGGAUAUGGCUUCGCUGAGCCCUACGAUGUCCACUGCUCACUGAAAGACCUUGUCCUCCACUACCGCCUGCACUCUUUAGCGCAACACAAUGACGCCCUGGAUGUUCGGCUGUCGCAUCCAGUACACGCCAAAGCUGCAGCCACGCCUUCGCAACAUGCAGACGAACACAAACUGUUACAGACUCCUAAACACACGUCGGGGCUCCCGCCUGCCGCUCCAGAAAUGUAAUCCAGUGGAGAGAGAGACAGAGGAAAAACGGACAUGUUUACUGUAUCCUGCGAGAAUGACUGCAUCGAGGUGCAAUGUGUAAAAAUUUUGCACUACAGAUCGUUUUUUUUUUUUUUUGUGAAUGGGAUUUCACAGAUUGAAGUGGGUCGGAACUUGAAUGUCAGCUUGAACUUUUUUUUUAUUUUUAGUUUUCAAAGAGACUCUUUAUGCUUUCAAACAAAAUUUUUUUUUGUACUUCAUUUAUUGCUGAUUGUUCUAAUGGACACCGUUUCGGUAGGGAUGUCGACAACCUGAAAUUUGCUCACUGACAUCGGGUGCUGCACCUUCGUUUGAGUUGGCGUUGCUUGAGAUGUCCGUUUCCCAAAUUAAAAUGUAUUCAGUUUUGAAAAUUUGACCAAUAUGUUAGAUAUAUAUAUAUAGAGAGAGAGAGAGUUACUACUACAAAGUGCAUUUGUGAGAGUAUGAAAAAAAUGGUGCUGUAAGCAGGCUGAUUCCAUCUUCUGUUUGGUGGACCAAACCAUUUUUGGGUAAAAUGCCACGUGUGAAUAUGUGAAAAGUCGUGGUGCAUCUUGAGUAUUUGCCCCUUUCUUGAUAAACAUUCAUAUACGAUGGCUAAUUAUGUAGCAUUAACAUCCUGUAGAAUACCAUAGUAAAAGCAUACUCAAUGUUAUACCCACUGACCAAAGCACUUAAUAGUGAGUAAAACUACAUCCCUGUUUAGUCCGGUAAUUGCAUUUGGGCAAGGGUAGGGCAAUUUAUGUACACCUGCUGAUGUGCUGAUCAAACAUAAUCUGAAGUACUGUAUGUUAUAUUCUGUUACUCAAAGAAGUAUAAGCUUUUUGUAUUCUAUAUAUAUUUUUUCUAUAAACAUGCCACAAGAUGAAAGCUUGAAGAAAGUGCAAUCCAACAGUAUUUCUAUUGUUGCAAUGUAUGAUGAUGGUAGUGGUGGUGAAGGUAAUGCUGUUAUGAGAGGUUGACAUUUGCCACAAAAAUGCACUCUCUUUGGUGGUGUCGGUAUGGUGUGGCCUCCGAUGUUUGUGUGAACUGCCAGAGGUCCGGAAGUAUCCUGCCUCCAUUACUUGAACUGUGGCAUUGCUCGAGCUAUGAAUGUUUUUCAUGACAUGCAGCCUACAUAGCUUAAGAGGAAAGGAAUCCAUGUUGAACUUGGCACAUUUUUCAAGUUUGAGGACAAUAGAUACUCUGUACAGAGAAACCGUAAAAUGUAUUUCUGAGGUUGGUUUAUGGAAGGAGGUUGAUUAAGCCUCUUUAAAAAAAAUAUAACUCCACUGGGGGAUUGAGGAGACUCCUCGGGUGAAGCUGAGCAAUGUGAGAUCCUGACCUUUUUCUUGCUGAAAGACAAUAAACUGAUGAGGGUUUUGUCAACUUA
Molecule: messenger RNA, 3080 nt
Organism: Amphiprion ocellaris (clown anemonefish)
Lineage: Eukaryota; Metazoa; Chordata; Actinopteri; Pomacentridae
Product: phosphatidylinositol 3-kinase regulatory subunit gamma-like
Exons: 10
Coding region: 290-1693 (467 amino acids)
Biological process (GO): phosphatidylinositol phosphate biosynthetic process; insulin receptor signaling pathway
Cellular component (GO): phosphatidylinositol 3-kinase complex
Molecular function (GO): 1-phosphatidylinositol-3-kinase regulator activity
Source: RefSeq, a predicted model, not a curated record